CCUCCAGUAUAUAAGCCCCGGCCCCAUGUCUGCCCACAGUUGAACCAGCCUACAGUAGACACCACACACUAUGGUCAGCAUGGGCUUUCUCACAGCAACUCUUGCAUUCUGCCUUCUAUUGGGCUCCACUGCCUCCCUGCCCACAGACUUUGAGUACGAGUGUUCUAACCUGCCCGACAACUUCCUGUACUGGUGGGCGUGUGGCUCCUAUGGCGUGUGCCGUGGUGGUCAGUACGUGCAGGUGGACUGUGUCAAUGGCACCAUCUACGACAGACGUGCCGGGGACUGUGUGCCCAACACUGAGGUCGUGUCGUUCCCCUGCAACUCUAUCCCCCGACAGUGUGAGUCGUACAACGGACCCGGCCAGCGCUAUGCCGACCAGGAACACGAUCCAGUAGAGAGCUUGCCACCCUGCACGUUCUACUUCACCUGCUCUUAUGGCAGAUAUUUAGGCCACCAGAGGUGUAGUGAAGGCACUGUGUACGAUGAGCCCCAACAACGAUGUCUGCCACCUGCCGAGGUCGCCUCUCCUUGUGGAACUAUGCCUGCAGGCGGCAGACCACUGAGUAUACCUGGGGACACAGUCGAGUCCAGACAGAUGGUCCACCCUGUGACUGACCCUGAGGGUAAGCCUGACCAGCAGAAGUGGCCGUUCACCAACAACAACCGCAACCCACGUAGCGACAACCGGGCCCAGAGACUCAACUACAGAUCUGUGGACAAAGCCGCUCCACAGACCAACUUUAACCCCAACAACUUCAACCCUUCUGAGUACGGCAUUCACGUGGAUGGCAACGACAAAUAAAUGGAAAUCAAAUCUAUGUGGGACUACCGCCAUUACUGGUCUGAUCAAACUUCAGAUCACUCCCCCACCCCCUAACCACUUCCCCGUCUACCGGCACCUCCAUAGCAGUAUUGUGUUGCCAUUUCCUGACUCAUCUUCUUGCGUUUACUCCACCCCCCCCCCCCCCCAGACUUCAUUUGUACAUCGAUGAUGUACACACUAGAUUUUUAAAUAGAUAAAAUGUUUUUAUUGAUCGUUUUAUCUUACCCAAUAUUCAUAAUCUUUGAACUGCAGAAGUUGUUCUAACAAAAAAAUUGUAUUCACUCACACCAUGGCAAACCCCAGCCCUAAAGUCAUUGGUUUAACACACUGUACAUACCAUUCGACUUGAAGUUGUUGACUCGUUGUUUUCUAAAACGUUUUUGAAUAAAAAAAUAUUCUGAACAUUAAA
This is a messenger RNA of Physella acuta, 1235 nucleotides long. RefSeq lists its product as uncharacterized. The record is from RefSeq and is a predicted model, not a curated record. Lineage: Eukaryota; Metazoa; Mollusca; Gastropoda; Physidae. Gene Ontology annotation, cellular component: extracellular region. Gene Ontology annotation, molecular function: chitin binding.